GGUUUAGUUGUUGGCAUUAUUUUGAGACCUUUCAGCUUUGAAGGACAGAGACGCCAAGCGGAGGUGAAUCAUUUGGUGGGCAAACUUCAAGAGCAUGCAAACUUUUACAUUGUGAUUGACACUGAUGCACUUCUAGAAAAGGAUUUGGUGACUUUGGAUGAAGCUUUAAAGACUUCGAACGACGCGGUUUUAAUGGCCAUAAAUGCCAUAACCAUUCUCAUAGCUGAAAAGAAUCUAAAGCUUCUAGAGGUGGCACAUAAUGAUGCUAAAGAAGUUAAAGUUCAAGAACUUCAAAGGAUUUUUGAGGCCUGCCGUGAAGCGAAAAUUGGAUUUGGAAAUGGUUUUAAUAUCAAGACUUCAGUUCUCAAGGCUGUUUUUGACUGCCCCUUCCUUGGUGUAGGCGUAAAGGAUUCCAGUGGUACAAUCAUCUGCAUUCUUGCAAGCUCAGGUGUCAUCAGUAACAAUGAUGCUGGUGCCAUUUUCCAAAGUGUUCGUCUAACUACAGAGUGCAAGGGGGAAAUUAUAAUGUCUAUAGUCCAUGACUCCAAACUUGAGUCCAAUUUAAUUAGAACUACAAUAAUAGCAUUUGGUUGUACUGGACAUCAAUCCACUAAGAAGAUGGGAUUUUUAUCAAGACUGGCCCAACAGUUUCCUUUCAUCUUCAAUAUCUUGAAGAACCAAUCACCAGAACCUCAGAGAACCACUGAAGUCUAUUUAUCCGAGCCUCAGCAUUUUUCUGGAGUGACAUUUUCUCAAGAACAUGAUUAUAUGCUAGAUAAAGGUUCCCUUGAUGAUACUUCUGAUGCUUCAUGUGGCUACAGAAGAGAAGUUGAACCAUCGUUUAAUAGUAGUGAUAGAGAUUCAUCUUCUUUAAGGAACUACAAUCUCUCUCAUGAACAAGUUGGUGUUGAAUUUGCUGAUUCUGACUCAUUUUCUCUUGCAAACAUGCCAGAUGCUGAAGGAGCGCCUACUUUUAGGGAGGAGCUGCUUAUUAGAUACCGCCUGGGGGCAGAUGAUCAGAAGACACAAGAGUGGACCCAAGAGUUGGCUGGAGAUACAGAAACCACUCUAACAGUUGAUAGUGUCAGCGUCUUCAGACUUCCUGUUGGUGUUAAACAUUUGGAACAGGCAGAAGAAUAUCCAGCACACACUAAGCAUCUGAAAAGAUGGACAAGGGAGGACAGCAGGAAAGCUCAGGUUGAUACUGCUACAAGUGUGUCUCGGGAUGCGAUGGGUGACAGGGGCUUCGAAGCUACAAUAAACUUCAAUAAUUUCUCAAAAACUAGAAAAGGAAAUUCGACCAAUGAUUCCAAUAAGCCAGGAGUUCUUUCCAAUCGGGCAGCAUCAAUGCUGGAAGCAGAACGAGAUUUACCAAACAAGAAGUGGAAUCCUGUACUGCAAAUGAAAUAUAGAGGAGGAAUAUACCAUGGCCGCAUCCAAGGAGGACUUCCAGAAGGAAAGGGCCGUCUUUCUCUUGGAGAUGGAAGCAUAUAUGAAGGCAUGUGGCGUUAUGGUAAGAGAUCUGGUCCAGGUACAUUCUACUUCAAAAAUGGUGACAUUUACCAAGGAUCAUGGAGGGAUGAUGUCAUGCAUGGAAAGGGUUGGUUCUAUUUCCACACCGGGGACCGAUGGUUUGUAAAUUUCUGGAAGGGUAAGGCAAAUGGGGAAGGGCGAUUCUACUCAAAGCUCGGUGAUGUGUUCUUUGGUCACUUCAAAGACGGAUGGCGACAUGGCCACUUUCUUUGUAUUGGCAUAGAUGGAACAAGAUCUCGUGAGGUUUGGGAACAAGGUGUUCUUGGAAGCCGUGAGCAGUUGGAUUCUGAUGCUGAUGUUGCUUAAGCUCUUUAGAGAUGUAAUUCAAGUUUGUAUUAUUCAGCCAAAGGUUUUUCUCUUUGACUCUCCUGAAAGCUCAAUAUGGUAAAACAAUAGAGGAUGCCGGACCAGCCUUUCAGUUAGAGCAAAUACUGGGACCAGCUGCCUUGUAAAUGUUGCACAGAUCUUGUUUAGUUUCUUAGCCUGUCUUGCCAACAUGUAUAGGUGUCCCAUUCAAUUGUCAACCAUUUGUAUAUAUAUAUAUACCUCUGACAGUAUGCAAAAGGAAAAUUUAGCGUUUCAUGGGGAUGCAUUUUUAACGUAUGUUGUGAUGAUUUCAACCUAGAGAGAACAUUGGUGCACUCGUGCAGAUUUUGAAGUUGGGUCAUUGUUGCAGAUAGUACCUUGCUUCAGCUCUGCUUCCUUUAUUUUGUUGGAAAUCUAUUGUUGCAUUCUUAGAUGAAGGAUUAUCAAUUAGGGCUCCCUAGGAUUAGGAAUUUUUGCAUUUGCUUCAAGGUCCACUACCGUAUUAAUUUCCCCAGGUUUCUCGUCA
Coffea arabica (coffee) is the source of this 2365-nucleotide messenger RNA. The record is from RefSeq and is a predicted model, not a curated record. NCBI's taxonomy places the organism in Eukaryota, Viridiplantae, Streptophyta, Magnoliopsida, Gentianales, Rubiaceae.